AUGAUCUACGAACUCCGCAUCUAUACCACCAUUCCUGGACGGCUGCCAAAUCUGCUUGCUCGGUUCGAGAACCACACGCUCAGGAUCUGGGAGAAGCAUGGAAUCAAGCAAUUGGGGUUCUGGACGACGCUCGUUGGCCCCGACGCCAAUGACCUGACGUACAUGCUGGCGUGGGAAUCGCUGGCCGAGCGCGAGCAAAAGUGGAACGCCUUCUUCUCCGACCCGGAGUGGAUCGAGGCCAGGGCCGCCAGCGAGAAGGACGGGGCCAUCAACGCGAAAGUCGCCAGCAGCUUCCUGGUGCCGACGAAGUUCUCGGCCAUCCAGUGA
Fonsecaea multimorphosa CBS 102226 is the source of this 327-nucleotide messenger RNA. RefSeq lists its product as uncharacterized. The record is from RefSeq and is a predicted model, not a curated record. The transcript has 2 exons. Lineage: Eukaryota; Fungi; Ascomycota; Eurotiomycetes; Chaetothyriales; Herpotrichiellaceae. The coding region runs from base 1 to 327 and encodes 108 amino acids.